This is a messenger RNA of Pomacea canaliculata, 3093 nucleotides long. RefSeq lists its product as uncharacterized. The transcript is spliced from 8 exons. The coding region runs from base 235 to 1413 and encodes 392 amino acids. Lineage: Eukaryota; Metazoa; Mollusca; Gastropoda; Architaenioglossa; Ampullariidae. The record is from RefSeq and is a predicted model, not a curated record.
AUGGAUAUAACUAACAGACAUUUAAACAUGGCGGCCCAGUGAAACUCUCCAGCCACACGCUGGCCAAAUGCGAGCUAAUUCUUUCUGUGUCCCUGUCUAGUCUUUUUCUCAAGUAGGAAAGAGAGACAGAACAUAUCUGAAUGCUGUUCUCCAUUAAGUACUUUCCCAUCGUUUCGAGAUCUUGCUGUCUUGCUGUGCCACUAUAAAGUACUAGUGGCUGCUGUAACCAAGGAGAUGAAAACCAAAGCUUAUGAAACCCCUACUGUGAAAAUAGAGGGGAGGUCAGGAGGUUACACACUAAUAGAGAAAACACAGAACCUUCAAGAGCAGAAGGAGAGUUUCCUGAGGAAUGGUACAACACCAACAUUUUAUCAUCAUGAACAUAUGAAGCAGAAUCCACCUGGAAAGUCAGCAGAGAUCCGCUUUGAUCUUCUGGGAGAAGCAGAAUUCAUCCUAAAUAAAGUUAAGCAGCAUUAUGGCAAUGGCGAAAGAUUCCUUAAUCAUAUGUUCGGCCCAUACAUUUCACAGGAACAAGCCAAUAACAUAUUAAUGGACUAUAUUAGGGAAAAUUCACUUCAAGAAUCUUUAAAUGUCUACUGGUCAAACAACAUGACCUGCAGUGCUCGAAUGGUGUGGUCAGGAUAUCGAAUGAAACUGAACAGACCUGAAUUUCGUCGUUAUGCUUUAUGGAUUAAUGGAUCGAAUGAAAAUCCAUUUCUUCGCACAAAAGGCAUGCUCUGCCUUCUUGAUCACGAAAUCGGCACACAUUUUCUACGAACAUACAAUGAUGGUCUACAGCCUUGGUAUUCGGACAGGGGGCGUUUUGGAUUGCGUAAUGCACAAGCUUUAGAGAGUAUGUGUUCAGAAGAGGGCUUAGCUGCAAUCAACACUGCAAUUAGGUCAAGAGAGCCAUACCUGUGGCUGAAUGCUUUGAAAUACUAUGCCGCUUGCAAGUCGACUGAGUUCAAUUUUACAGAGCUAUUUGAUCAUCUGGAAAGGUUUUUACAGAAUCCUGAACAAAGAUGGAAGAUGGUAAUGCGUAUCAAAAAGGGCCUGGAAAAUCCCAAUGACUUAGGUGGUCAUGGUGGAGACCAAUGCUACUUUGAAGGUGCAGUGAAAAUCUUGCGCAACCUGGAUGCAAUUGACUUUACAGUUCUGAUGAGCGGGAAGAUCUGCUAUGAUGAGGUAUCUCGGAUUAAGCGUGUGGUUCGCAGAGAGCUCAUAAAGCUCCCGGUCUUCAUGCACAACAUGAAGGAGUACUUGAGAAAGCUGCAAAAAAUGAAGGUGCUGAAUGGCCUUAACCUCUCUCAUCCUCACUAUCCAGUCCCCAAUUCCUACUUUCUGCGUCAAAAGGUGAUUGAAAGCCAAAAGAAUCCCGUUUCUCGAAAGUUCCCUGUUUGCUGGCCUCUGUAAGAUAAGAAAAUCAAUUGUCUCAAAACGGCUGAUUCUCCACCAGCAAGUAAGCCUUACAACAUCACCUUCCCAUCACUGUUAGAAAACAAAGGGAAACUCACUCAUAACCUAGAUGAAUUAUCAUCAUCAGAAGUGGUCAUCAUGCAGUUUGACAGUGUGGCCUGUGCCACCAUAGACGUAGAUAGAUCUGGAGUCAUCAAAAGCUUGUAGCUCACAGACAAAAACAUACUUUUUGCUCAGAUUUUAGAAAUUAGCUUGAGUAAAUUAAAUGCACUCAUUUGCAAAUAAUUUUGGACUUGGGCUACCUUUAUACAAUAAUUUUCAUUACAGAAAACCUAAUAGGGAGUUGCUCUUUAUUUCAUGACUGAAAUGAUUAUGUCAUCAAAACAGUGGCAUUUUUUCAUUCUAGAAACAUGUACAUCACUUACAUUUCUCUUUUUCGUAAGCUAUUUAUUUAAGAUAAAUGCAUAUAAUAUUCAGUUAAAAUAAUUCUUUUCUUUUUACUAGCAUCUGGGUAACAUUAAAUAAUGGUCAAUGGCCAAUAAAAAAUUUUAUGAAUGACUUGGUAUCAGAUUUCAAAUGUUACAAUCUUGUCCUCCCCCUUUUCUAGCACAUGGUUGUCUUUUUGGUAAUAUGAGUGGGGGGAAAAUUCUACAUUUUCAGUGAUAUCAGACCUUUAGAACAGUACCAUAUUGUGCAUUUAGACAUGAAAGAGCUUUAUUGAAUUUAAACAUUUUAGCAUGCAUGGGAUUAGGAUUACAGCUUAGGUUAGGGUUAGUUUUUCUACUGUUACAAAUACUUUAGAUAUCAUUUAUCCUCAGGAAGAUUCUUCUAUAUUAUAUAGUAUACAUUUUUUAAAUUAUAAGGUUUAAAUUGAAAAGAUCUCAUCUUUGUGACAGCCUAAUGUGUUUCAUUGACACAAUGUUUUUGUGGAGCAAAAAUCUUUUGCACAAAACUUAAUGAGAAAAAGCAGUAUUUGAGGAGCAUUUAGGAGCAAGUUAUGCACUGUACUUUACUGGGAAAAGGACAAAGAAUAAGACUUAACAAAAUAAGAAUGUCUAGUCAUAAAGUUUACCUCUUCCAAGUUUCUUAUUCAUACACUGAGUGUAUGUGGUUUUUCAACUGAAGUGCUUUGUCAGCUUAUACAUGACUGUACAAGAGAAGAUUUCUUCAAGAAUUUUGUACCCAAGAAAAUAUUGUUUGUAAUUGUGAGCAUAUUAUAUGAGACCAAAGUAAGCAGGUCACAGACUGGCAUUUAUUUACAUUUAUUUAUAUCAGUUCUAAAUUUUUUUAAAAAAUCAUUUGAUAUAUAUAUAUUUAAACACAAGCAGCACUGGUCUUGCUAGAAAUGAGCACAAAUCAAAUGUUUUGCAUACUUUCAAGAGAUACCAAAGACAGUCGUUGAAAUACUGAAAAUCUUGAUAUGUUGUGUUAUAAUGUGCCACAGUGCCAAAAUGUUAUGUGAUGUACAACCACAAGAACUAUGGAUUGUUUAUUGUUGUUUACAUGUUUUUAAGGUUCAGCUGUAACUAAUGUGAUCAAGUUUAAGAGCAUUACUCAUGUUUUGUUCAUUUCAAAGGUGUUUUUGAUAGUGAAUAAUGAUCCAAUGUAAUGAACAAAAGUGUCUUUUUGAAUUUUAAUAUUUUUUAAUAAUCAAUCAAAUAAACAUUUAAAGAUAAA